Microplitis demolitor is the source of this 6369-nucleotide messenger RNA. RefSeq names its product probable serine/threonine-protein kinase DDB_G0282963. The record is from RefSeq and is a predicted model, not a curated record. Gene Ontology annotation, molecular function: actin monomer binding. Gene Ontology annotation, biological process: signal transduction. The transcript has 10 exons. NCBI's taxonomy places the organism in Eukaryota, Metazoa, Arthropoda, Insecta, Hymenoptera, Braconidae. The coding region runs from base 555 to 5228 and encodes 1557 amino acids.
AGUCGUGUGUUGACGUCGAUAUAAAACGGUUUUUUUUUUUUAUAGUUACUAGUUAUUAAAUAUUCCGUAAUAAUUGUCAUCGUGUGUGCCGGUUGUAAUUUAUUAUAAUUUCUCAUUAAAAACUUGACAUUUAAUUCAAAUUUAUUUUCUCUGGAUCGUAAACGUCACUUUUUAAAUUCACGCUCCUUUUGCUAUUUUGUUUUCUUUAUAAUUACAAACUUAAUUGUAUUUAUAAAUUAAUUAAAUAAUAUAUAUGAUUAUUUAAUUAAAUUUUAAAUUUAAUGGCGGCAUAAUUCAAAUAUUUUAUUUUUGGAAAUGAUCUACCGAAUUCCACACCCAAGGCAGUUUUAUUGAUGUGCAUUGUACGAAAUAACUAUAUACACAUAUAUUUUAUAAUAUGUCAUAUAUGUAUCAUUGAGAGGAGUACAAUACAUUAUGAGAUCAGUAAUACAAAAUGUAAAUUGACAUAACGAUAUCAUCUUUAUAUAUACAUAUAUGUAUGUACGGUAUGAUCAACACGUGGUACACAUUAAACUUUGAUACUGUCUCAUGAAAUGAGUAGUAAAGAGGAGAAAAUUGCCGGGAUGGUUUUGACCGUCACCGAAGAUACACCGGCAGAUAUGCUGGCCGGGAGUAUGGAACUCCUAGUCCAACUGCCACGAGAUCAUAGCAAUCAUACUGAACGUGUCACCGUCGAACGGAGCACAGCGAUGAUGGAUCUGCUGGUGCAAAUAGCAACAGCACACAAAUUGGCAGCUUCGAGUUAUACUUUGCAGGCGAUUGGAGAACGCGGUCGGAUUUUGCCCCAUCAACCGAACACUCCCAUCGGCGCACUCGAUGCACUAGAGGUUAAGUUAUUACCAAAACAGGGGACAUUCAUUCCGAGAAAAACGAAACAGGCGAGUCAACCGUUUGAAACAACUUUUAGAUUACAAGUCCAUCUUCCACGCAAUCAGCUUUAUGUAUCGCGAGUGAGCCCAAAGACGAAUCUUGGUGACAUUUUGUCUGAAGUUUGUCGUGAAAAGAACCUGGACAAAAAUAAAUACGAGCUUCGGCAUCCAGGAAACCAUAAAGAAAUAUUGGAUUUAUCAUUAUCUCUGCAAGACUAUCAACUGCAAGAAGUAACCUUGUACGCAAAGCAAGGUCACCGUUUAGGCUCAGCACUGAGUUCCCAGGACAUAAUGGUGCUGCAGCGUCAAGAGGAACGUCGACGUCAUCAAGCCAAGCAAAGUAUCUUCGGUUUCAUGUUUAAAAAAUCAUCAAAAGAGAGCUCGACGGCCAGCACCGAGAGCGGCAGCUACGGCGCCAGGAGCGUAUCUCCAGCGCGAAGUGAUGAUACCGGCAGAAGCAUAAGUCCACUUGUUGCGCCGAUGCCCACAAGGCCACUGCGAAAAAGACGUCCGGCGCCCAACCCUCCAACUCGUCAGCCCACAACAACAUUAACAUCAACCACCACCACAGAAGCCUCCAGGGAAAACGAUGUGGUUACCAGCAGUAAUAAAAAAAAUUGCGAUACCACUGAAGAUAAACUGGUAAUAACACACAGCCGUAAUAGCAGCGACAGUUCUGGCUACCACGAGGCUUCAGUGCUCAGUGAUAAUCCUGAUUCCGCUGGUAGAAUGCCGGAAACUCUGCCCAGGAGAACCCGACCACCUAGCAGCAAAUUGGAGCCGCGAAAACUUGCUCAGACUUCCCAGGCCAGCAAAAGUCUCUGUAAUUUAGCUAUUAGCUCUGGUGGACUCAGUCAUGCUAAUAGCAAUACAUCAUUAAGUUCAACAGGCAUUAGAAAAAAACGGGCGGCACCUCAACCGCCAGUGAGUAGGCCACUGUCCUCGGCGAUAUCAUCUCUGGCUCUCGAACGUAUUGUUGACUCAGAGGAGUCUCUUACUUCGGACAUGGGUGUAUCAAAGCCACCGUCAGAUAUUGCUGCGUCAUCGGAAACAGAAACUCACUCAAAAGCAAACUCAGAUAUCGUUGUUGGCAGUAAUACAAUUAAAACAGUUGGCGAUUUAAAUCGGAAUAAGUUCGAUGAUAAGUCGAAACCUGAUUUAGUUAAAACGCUAAAUGAUAAUUUUAAAUUAGAUCAUGUUGACACUGGUAGAAAAGCGCCCAUUCCUAUUGAAGUAUCUGUAGUUAUUGAAAAAAAAUCUGUUCCCGCUGAAAAUUUACCAAUUCCUGAAGAAGUUAAAACAGUAGAAGCUAAAACUAUUAAACGAGCUGGAUUAUUUGCUCCUAUUCCUAAGCCACGUAGCAAAGGGCCCGUAGUUCCAAAGCGUAUUAGCUCCGCUUUAUCUUCACAAAGUCAAUCGGUACCAGAAGUAACUGGUGCCAGUGAAGAAAGAGAAUUUAAUUUACAAGUCAGUGACAAAGAGUCAAAACAAAAGGCAGUGGAGCUAAACAUAAAAAAUUCCGAGCGAGCUGGAGAUAAAAAAGAAGAGAGAGAAGAAGAAAAAAAUGAUCUCUCCGUCACUUUAAAUCUCGCAGCCAACUCGAGUGCAUUAAAUUCUAAUUUCUCCUCGAGAUCUCCAGAUAUGGAAGCUGGUAGAACAAAACUGGACAUAGAAAGCCCUUGGAAUGCAUUGUCUAGCAGUAAGACGCCUAACGAAGAACAAUAUCACCCAUUUAUAACAACAACUGCCUCUAAUUUAACUCUACCAAUGGAAAAUUUACUACACUAUAGAAAUAUCCAAGAAGGGGAACCACAUAGUCAAGGGACAGGGAAAGCAGGCAAUGAAAGUCCAACCGAAAUUGAUCGUCUGCUGCAAAAAGUUUCAACGACACUAGCCAGCGUUCUCCCGGACGAAGAAGUUGCGUCCCGCAGCGAAAUAAAAACCACCGAGCCGGAAAAAAUACACGCCAGAGAUUUAAAUUCUUCUCAUAAUAAUAAUAACAACAAUAUUGAUAAUAAUAAUAAUAGUAAUAAUAAUAAUAAUAAUAAUGGAGCAGGUACGGAUCUACAAAACUCAACAUUUAAUUCACAACAAGACACUUCGGACUAUGUAUCAGCAAACGGGGAAGAUUUGUCUGGCACCGAUUGGGAAUAUCAAUUACCAGAUCCACCAUCAGCGUUUCGUGAUGACAACACACCAGCAGCUGAUUACGAUGGCUACGACACCAUUACCCUAAGAUCUGUUGAAGCGUUCAAAGAGCCAAUUGCCAUUGAUGAAGACACAGAUAAAAAUAUAAAUUAUGACGCUACUGAUAGAGCGAUUGAGAGUUGCAGAAAAACGGACCGGGUUCCAGAUGAUAAAUUGUCUGAGUGUUCUGCGGCUGGGGAAAAUAAAAAAGACCAAGAAGUCGAGUUGAGAAGAAAUGUAAUAAAUGAAUUGGAGAGUAAACUUGAGAGCGGUUCUUUUAGUCAAGGAAAUAAAGUGAUGGCUGAUGACAGCAGGAAAUCCUCUAUUGAAACGUCGACGCCAAAAGUCGCGCCAAUUGAAAAUACUCUGCCGAAUUUUACAAUAUCAACUUAUUCGAGACAAAAGAGUUUAAAUAUUUAUGAUUCCAGAGAAUCGACUCCUAAAUUUAAGGAUCCAGCUGAAGACAGGACUAUCAAGACAUUCGCAACUUUGUCACGUAAUAUUAAUGCUAAUUCAAUAUCUAAGUACAAUAAAGAAUCAUCCCCAGGUUUUGUAAGCAGCCAAGUAAAAGAUGAAUUUAAAACUCCAACAAAAAUUGAAUCGAAAAUUACACCAGAAGCUGAAGAAAAAAUAAAAGCAGCAGAUUCACCUCCGGAAUCAACAAAUACUUCAGUCCAUCGGUCAAAAAGUUACAUCGUCUUGACAAAUAAUUCAAAGUACCGGGAAAAUAAAAUCUCUGAUGAAGUCGACACCUGCAGCAUGAUUAAGUCAACGAGUGUCACUAAUUUAAAUAAAGACAACACUUGGACUGAUAGCAACAACGCUAAGAUAUUGAAUGAAAAUUUACAAGAGCGUGAAUUGCAGUCUGUCCAAGUGCUAAAGAGUAUUUUGCCUCAAUUAAAAAGCACUCAGUCGUCCCAAGGUGAUAAAGAAGAUGAGGACAAAGUGGAAGUGAUGAAAAAUGAUAAAUCCGGGCAAUUUACAAAAGUUAAAUUGAAUAGCGAAGACAAGUCUGGCUCUGAAUCGUCAGCUCGUAAAUCAGAGCAAGAGAUAAAACGUUACAGAUACACCGGGCCACCGGCAAUAAGUCUCGGUAGCUGGUCAGAGCGUCCUCGUGCUAAUGUUCAGAUUAAAAUGGACACUGAUUACAAAUUAGGCGUAAAUACCAGUGGUAGCAAGACCGUCGUUAAUUUAAAUACCACAAGUGACACCAACACGUCGGUUAAUUAUACCAAUAAUUAUGUAAAAACUUUGCCAAAGAGUAUCAAGAGUAAUGCUAUUAAUAAUUAUAGUAAUGAUAAUAGAAAGGUGUCUGUCAAACGGACUGACAGUCAAGUCUGUUCCACUACAAGCGCUACCACUGGUUCUAAUUCAACAUCAACAACAACAACAACAACAACGUCUGCUAUUAGUAAUAAUAAUAAUGAUAGUGAAUUUAAGCAGAUUAGUUCUGGAAAAUUACACGCGAGAACGAAAGACGAAGACAAACCGGUCGUAACAAAUGUCGAGCUAAAGAAAUCUCAUAACGACAAACCGGAAUUUAAAGUUGAUGACGAUAAUAAAAUAGAUACGAGACCGGUUAAUUUUAAAGAACUAACUCAAACUUUUGGGCAAGUUAAUUUAAGAACCAAAACACCCAAAUAUAUAAAUAAUACCAAUCGGUAUUCAGAUAUAUUUGACCCCAGGUCCAGCGAGUCGGUAAAUAAAAACCCACCGAAACUCUCGACGACUAAUGGAAGCAUAAAUCCGAUAGCCAACGGAGGUAAAAAAUACACGUCCGUCGUUGACAUUGACACUCAGCACCUCGCCAACGGGUUCGGUGGACAGAAAAAAUUUAAUAAUACCGUCACUAAGCUGAACGGGCCCGCGACCGCUCCCAAGGGGUUCAAAAUACAAUUUAACGAUCCUGGUAAAUUAAAUUCAAACUCGUCGGCUAAUUUCAUACAAAAGGAAAUUGUUAAAGUCAACUCGCACGUACCACCACCACCGACGAUGCCCAUUAUUACUGGAGUGACGUUAAAAAAUAAUAAUAACUGUCGCAAAAGCUCCAGGCCGUUAUCGGUGCCCGGCAAAGAUCCCCGGGAUCAAUUGCUGGAGUCCAUUCGCGGUUUCGGACGAGAUAAAUUGAGAAACGUCAGUACCGUUUCUUGAAUUUGUUGAAUGUAAUGUUUUUUUUUGAGUAAUUAAUCACUCGAUUAAUGAUUGUUGUAUAUUUGUUGAAGUAAAUGUGGAUUAAUAUAUAUAUUUUUUUAAAAAAAUAAAACAAGCGCCAGUAAGUUGCGAUUUGUUGACUCGAGUUGUAAUUAUUGUCAAAAGAUGAUUUAAUAUUUAAGAUUUAAAUUUAAUUGCUAGUUAUUUAAUUAAUUAUUAAUUAUUCUUGUUGUAGUUUUGCAUCUGUCAGGCUCAAUUGUAACGACAGGGCAAGUUAUUAGCAGUGGAAAUCUAAUCAAAUUGAUAUUAAUAUUGUUGUAUGCUGUACAUAGCUUGUUGAUGCUUAAUUAUUAAUUAAUAUAUAUACAUAUGUAUGUUUCUUUGAGAGAAAUAAUAAUAAUAUUAAUAGUAAUUAAGAGUUUAAAGUUUAAUUUGAAAUUAGUACUACAUUUAUUUUUUUUUAAUUACAAAUUAAAAAAAAAAAUAAUUGUUUUUUUGUACUAGCGUACUUGAUAUUGGUUUGAAACAGAGUCCAGUGCCUGGAAAAAAAAAUUAUUAAGUAAGCGCGGCUAUUUUAUAAUUUAUCUUCGUCCGUUUGGAAGAAACGUGAUUUGAAGUAAAAAAAAAUCACUGAAGUAUAAAAAAAAAAAAUAUUUGUACUGAAUGCGUUAGUCCAAAGUAUAAAAGAAAGUUAAUAAAAUAUAUGAUAAAUAAUAUUAAUAUUAAUCGCAGUAUUUAACAUUGCUCACAUAUAAUUUAAGAAAAUUCAAUGUGCAAUUGCAUUUACGUGGAAAUAAAUAAUCAAAGAGCCUGACUUUGGUUAAUUUUUAUUUUUAAAAAUUAUUACCAAAGUUUAUAUAUUUAUUAAAAUUUAUGUCAAUGCAAUUACUUGGAUUUUCUACUGGAGACCAAAGGUUUUAUUUUAUUUUGUAAAACAAAUGCUGAGUCAAUUGGUUUUUUUUUCUUGGGAAAGUAUGAAUAUAUAUACAGAUGUAUAUGUAUAUAUAUUUGUAUAGUCUAUUUAGUUGUAAGCAAUAAUUAUAAGAUAAAAUAAAAAGGAUUGUGAAGAAAUAACGUGAUGGUUAUACAUCUUGAACCUGUAAUUAAAUAUGUAAACAUAUUAUAAAUAUAUAUAUAUAUA